Aspergillus affinis is the source of this 1527-nucleotide messenger RNA. RefSeq names its product glycoside hydrolase family 47 protein. Gene Ontology annotation, cellular component: Golgi membrane; endoplasmic reticulum. Lineage: Eukaryota; Fungi; Ascomycota; Eurotiomycetes; Eurotiales; Aspergillaceae. Gene Ontology annotation, biological process: carbohydrate metabolic process; N-glycan processing. The record is from RefSeq and is a predicted model, not a curated record. The transcript has 3 exons. The coding region runs from base 1 to 1527 and encodes 508 amino acids. Gene Ontology annotation, molecular function: calcium ion binding; mannosyl-oligosaccharide 1,2-alpha-mannosidase activity.
AUGCAUCUACCGUCUCUUAUUCCCCUGACGGCCUUGGCCCUCGUCACUCCUUCCGUCGCCUACCCUCAGCAUCACGAUGAGCAGCCUCUCGUGAAGCCCGAGGACUCCUCGUCGCGUGCCGACACCAUCAAGGAGGCCUUCGUGCACGCUUGGGAGGGUUACCACAAAUAUGCCUUCCCCAACGAUGAGUUGCACCCCGUCUCCAACGGAUAUGGUAACUCCCGUAAUGGCUGGGGCGCGUCCGCCGUCGACGCUCUUUCCACCGCCGUCAUCAUGGGCAAUGCCACCAUCGUCGAACAGAUUAUCGACCACGUCGCCAGCCUCGACUAUUCCAAGACCGACAGCAUGGUCAGUCUCUUCGAGACCACCAUUCGGUACCUGGGUGGCAUGAUCUCCGGCUACGACCUGCUGAAGGGUCCUGCGGCGGGCCUGAUCGAGGACGAAAGCAAGGUGGAGACUCUCCUGACCCAGUCCAAGAAUCUGGCGGACAUCCUGAAAUUCGCCUUCGAUACCCCGUCCGGCGUUCCUUACAACCAGAUCAACAUCACCUCGCAUGAAAAUGAUCACGCCAAGACCAAUGGAUUGGCCGUGACCGGCACCUUGGUUCUGGAAUGGACGCGUCUGUCGGAUCUCACCGGCGAUUCCGAGUAUGCCAAACUCAGCCAGAAGGCCCAAUCGUACCUCCUGGAUCCUCAGCCCAAGGAAGCCGAGCCGUUCCCGGGAUUGGUCGGCAGUCACAUUGAUAUCAGGACCGGAAAAUUCUCCGACGCCCAAGUCAGCUGGAACGGUGGCGCCGACUCGUUCUACGAGUAUCUGAUUAAGAUGUAUGUGUACGACCCUAAGCGGUUCGGAAAGUAUAAGGAACGCUGGGUGGCCGCUGCCGAGUCCACCAUCAAGCAUCUCGCGUCACACCCGGAGCCCCGCCCUGACCUGACCUUAUUGGCGUCGUACAACAACGGAAACCUGGGUCUCAGCUCGCAGCACCUGACCUGCUUCGACGGAGGAAGCUUCUUGUUGGGCGGUACCGUGCUGAACCGUGACGACUUCAUCCAGUUCGGCCUGGACCUGGUCAACGGAUGUCACACUACCUACAACGAGACCCUCACCGGCAUCGGACCCGAGACCUUCAGCUGGAACCCGAACAACGUGCCGGAUAACCAGAAGGAGCUGUACGAGCGCGCGGGCUUCUACAUCACCAGCAGCGCUUACAUCUUGCGGCCGGAAGUUAUUGAAAGUUUCUACUACGCUUGGCGCGUGACGGGCGAGGAGAAGUACCGCGAAUGGGUGUGGAACGCCUUCGUGGCGAUCAACAAGUACUGUCGCACCGAAUCCGGCUUCGCUGGCCUGAAGAACGUCAACGCGGAGAACGGCGGUGGCAAAGAUGAUAACCAGGAGAGUUUCAUUUUCGCCGAGGUGCUGAAAUAUGUCUACCUGACUCACUCGGACGACGAGGCGUGGCAAGUCCAGAAGGGCGAGGGCAACAAGUUUGUCUACAACACCGAGGCACACCCGGUUCAGGUUGCAUAG